Messenger RNA from Ahaetulla prasina, 3222 nucleotides. Its product is annotated as hydrocephalus-inducing protein homolog. Gene Ontology annotation, biological process: cilium movement; axonemal central apparatus assembly. The transcript has 19 exons. Bases 148 to 3222 code for a protein of 1024 amino acids. The record is from RefSeq and is a predicted model, not a curated record. Lineage: Eukaryota; Metazoa; Chordata; Lepidosauria; Squamata; Colubridae. Gene Ontology annotation, cellular component: axoneme.
UCAGUCUUUCUGUUUUUUCUUCAGAACCCCAGUGAUAUUUUGACUGCACAGUACAAGCCUCUGUCCCUGAAGAAUGUUUCCUCUUUGCCACUCAAGGUUGUCCUUUCUUUGCAAGAGCCCUUUGCCCUCUGUGAUGCAAAUCACAAAAUGAUUGCAGCUCCUGAGCAGCCUUUAAAGAUGGACAUUGGAGAGAUACAUCAUCUUUCAAUCAGGUUUAACCCCUUCUAUAGAGAUGACCUGUGUAGUCGAGUAUCAGAAGAGAUUCUCGUUUUGCGUUACUUGGAGCAUCCUCACGUGGACUAUGUCGAUCUCCGGGGAGAAGUGCAUUUCCCAAAUCUCCACUUCCAAACAAUGGAUCUCAAUUUUGGCUGCAUCUUGAAUGACACAGAAGUUAUCCGUGACAUCAGUAUGAGCAACUGUAGUCCCCUUCUUAUCAAAUAUCGCUGGUCCUUCCUGACAGAUGACCGUGAGUCCUUUAUCAGGUUCAGCUCUGAAAACAUUCGGCCACUUCAUGCCCAGAAAAGGACAGAAGAGCAGGAAAUCCUGAAGCUGCCACAAAGCCCCCUGAGGUGCAAGAUUCACAAGGAUUCCAUCAGAAAAACAUCUGGAGAAGAAAAUACCAGCUAUGCAAGUGGAGAAGAGAUUUCUGUUAAAGAACAUGUUAAAGAACCUGUGGAUGAUGUACAGAUUAUGCCUGAAAUACAGUUAUUUUUGCAAACUUCUGAAGUAGACCAGGAGGCUUCAGAGAAGAACCGGGCAGGAGCCAAAGAAGUCCUGUGGUGUGCAGAGUCAGAGGAGCCACACUUGACAGGCGUGGAAGAAGUUUUUGACAUCCUGCCAUUAUAUGGAACAUUGCAGCCAAACGAGACCCAGCAAAUGUCAUUUACUUUCUACGGCCAUGCCAACAUUGUUGCUUGUGUCAAAGCACUCUGUGAAAUAGAGGGAGGCCCCACCUAUGAAAUUCUGCUGAGGGGUGAAGCCUCGCUUGUUCACUAUGUAUUUGACCAAAAGGAAAUUGAUUAUGGGCUCCAGCCCUUUGACUACAUCUGUAUGGCUGAGAUCAUUCUGAAAAACAAAGGAAAAGUUGGAUUUGAAUACUCUGUGCUUGAUGCCAUCCAGGCCUCAGCUGACAACCCACCCCCUGGUGUGCCACUGACUCUACCCGCCACUAAUUAUAUUGACUCAGGAAAGGAGCAAAUAUUGAAGGUCUAUUACUUACCAGGAGUUCCAGAGGUCUUUCAGAGAACCUUCCAAAUUCAGGUGGCUCACCUGGAACCAGAUAGUAUCACUCUGAAAGGACAGGGAGUUUUCCCUAGAAUUUGCUUGGAUCUUCCCAGAAAUAUUCGCGGAAAUGAGCGGUACAGCAGCAUCCUCAAAGAAAUGAAGCAGCAACUAGAACAGGAAACGCAGAAAGAUUUCAGCAGUAAUUCUGAAGCAUUGGCCACGGAACCACCCAUGGAAGAAUCUUUCACCAUGCUCGACACACAACUGCAGAUGGAAUUGGAAAGGCUGCUUGUUCAAGAGCACGCUCUGGAGCAACAGAAGCUGCUGGCCUCUAUUUCAGCGGAUGACCCUGCUGCCUGUCAGCGAGCUCGCCGGAAACUGGUCAAAGCCCAGCUACCUGAGUAUGUCUUAGAUUUUGGCUACAUAAUCAUGGGCACCAUCAGAACUCACAUCAUCAAGAUCACAAACACUGGCCACUUCCCCGUCUCCUUCCAUGCAGAUCGACGGGACCUACGGGACACAGGUUUCAACACUGAAUUGGAUCGGGUGAAAAAUCUACCUUUCUGCGAGACAGAGACGUUUGAAAUAUGGUUUGACCCCCAGAGUGUCGGCUGUGCCCUUGGAGAGACAGAAGUGCUGUUGCCCAUCAAGGUUGUGGCUGGUCCCACGAUCCACAUCUCUCUUCGGGCCACGGUGAUCAUGCCAUCUCUCUGUAUGUCCAGUGACAAUCUGGAGUUCUCUGCUGUCCAGUGUGGACAGUGCCAGGUGGAGACCAUCCAGCUUCACAAUCAACUGCAGGUCGUAUGCGAGUGGUUUGCCACAAGCAAUGAACAAAUGAAAAAGGUGGAUAAGCACAUGCCGAUGACCUUGCGCCGGAAAAUGCGUGAACACAAGGUGAAGCCCCAUGUCUUUGAGAUGAUUCCCCCAUAUGGGAUCCUGGCUCCCGGAGAGCGGCUCAACGUGCAGGUCAAGUUUGCCCCAAGAGAAGAGAAAUUGUACCACAGUGUCCUGAUCUUGAGCAUUUCACAGAGUACUCAGCAACUGCUGCUGAAUGUCUCUGGGCAAGGACUGGAGCCACGUCUUGAAUUCAGCCCCUCCCUCCUGGAACUGGGGCCUCUCCUUCCCUAUGGCAUUGGGGAUGAAGCUGAAGUAGUAGUGAAGAACCCCUGCAGCUUCCCUAUUGAGUUCUACUCCUUAGAAUUUGAUCAGCAGUAUCUUCUAGAAGAGCGGAUUUUGCGGAUGCUGAAGGGCUAUGAUAACCACCAUAUCCUUCUGCUGCCUCCUCGCAUGCCUGGGGAGAAGCUGCCUCUCGAGGUGCUGGAAUAUUUUGAGGAACAAAAGAAGAUUCAAGGCGACCAGGAAGGAUUGAAUCUGGAUAAUGAGGAAGAAGAAAGCACUCACUUUUCUGAACAUGGAAUGAAGCCUCACCCUUCGGUUGUGCAAGCAGCAGCCAUGGGGGCCUCUGCUCUUCCUUCUCUGUCACUCAUGGACAAUAACCGGACACUCCAGGCAGAAUCCAAAAUUGAUCAGGAGGAAGAAGAGGAAGAAGACGGAACUGAAAAAGGUCAAAUGCAAGUAGGGAGUCAACAAAGCCUCAACAAGCAUAAGGAAGCGGUUGGAGAACUAGACAACAAUCCUGUUUCUAAAGCCAUUGCUCGCCAUCUUGGCAUCGAUAUCUCUCCAGAAGGACGCGCUGCCAGAAAUCGUAGGGGUAUUGCUAUUAUAAUUCAUGGAGCUCCCCUUACAGGGAAGACUAGUGCUGCUGUAUUCCUGGCCAAACACUACAGUGCAGCUUGCUUGUCCAUUGACUCGAUAGUCCUGGAAGCCAUCUCAGAUGGGAGCAGUUCAGCAGGACUUCGUGCACGUGAACUCUGCAUCCGAGCUGCUAUUGAGCAGGCCCAGCGAGAAAAUGAGGAUGGUGGUAAGCAAGAGGACAAGUUUUGGGGAGCCCAGCAUUACCACAUGUUUCCAAACAAGCCUUGCUUUUCCCCCCUCUAA